Messenger RNA from Cuscuta europaea, 322 nucleotides. The record is from the annotation of a GenBank genome assembly. Lineage: Eukaryota; Viridiplantae; Streptophyta; Magnoliopsida; Solanales; Convolvulaceae.
GAAUUUGGUAAUAGAUGUCAUAGGCAAAGUCAUAUGUAAGAGCGGCGUUCAAAACCAUAUCAUAAGUGGAAGGGCUGAGAGGAUGAUGGAGUUGACAUUAGGAGACCCUGAAGGGAACCGACUCGGAUGUGUAUUGUGGAACAAGUACAUAGACCAGUAUAUGGAGUAUGUGACCGAAAAUGUGGGCAGGCCUGUGUAUGUAAUUUUUCAGCUAUGCAGGCCAAAGAGAUACCAAGGCACCCUAUCUGUAUCAUCUUCAUUUGAUGUGUCGAAACUGAUAAUCAAUGGGAACUCAAGCGAGUUUAUUGAAUUUCAAAGCGAG